CUCUGCCAGCCCCUGAGCUCGUCCUGCUUACAUCUGCCUGAGUACAUAAUAUCCAUCAGCGUGAACACCGCACGCCUUGUUCGAAGCAGGAACACGGCAUCUUCGAUUUAUUAUACAGAUCGCAUCUACGUAAGAGCAAAGCAAAAAGAGAUGGGAUCUUGGGAUUGCUUCUGUGCUCUUUGCGGGGCGAGGCUGUCGAGUUGUGUCCAGUUCAAAUCUCGCCCGACUCAAACCGCAGAACAAGACAACAACGAUGACGGGCAGGACUCGGGCGCAUCUGGUAAUGACCCCUUUUCCACCGAAACCCACGCAUACGACCCAGAUGUCCUCGCCGAAAAAGAUGUGGAAUGGUUGUCUACAUGCAGGCUCUUGGGAAAAUUAGUUGAGGACGAUUUUAACAAAGCGUUUAUCACUCGGAGAGGGUACUAUGGUGAUCAUGGGUCUUUUGGUAUCUUUGGUGAUAGGGCUGAAAGGCAGAGUGAAGAACUGGACCCAAACGACCCAGGCUUCUACUCACACGCUUGUUACCAAGAAACCAUCCACGAAACCGUUGGAUAUCCAUUCCACGAAAAAUGCUGGGAAAUUAUAUCUAAACUGGUCCUUGGGUACAAAAGCAUCAAUGAAAUAGACAAAGCAGCCAUGUAUUCCGCCAUGGAAGACUUUACUUUGAGUGAUCGCUCUCUCCAACUGUCCUACGGUCUCAUGCACGGCCAAAGUCAAUACUGGAACUGCUAUCCCGGUGAAGAGGCUACCGUUUGCGACCCUGGGCUCAACAUACUGACCUCCGGGGAUAUUAUGAGUGCGCUACCAACGGGACCUCCAAAAUACCUCACUCUCAGCGAGAAGAUCGUCCAAGAUCCAUUUUCUCAGCUUCCGUUCGAUGUAAUUCACAUCAUCCUGGCUAAGCUUUUGGGUCCAUCCCGCUUGAAGCUAUUAACUGCGUCCCAUCACGUCUAUCAACAAUCAUGUAGCGAUUCGUUCUGGAAAUGGAUGAUGCGAACGGACAUCGUGCCUUGGUGCCCCGAACUCCACUCUUUGCUGAACGACCCGGAAUUUGUUUCACCACGAGUGGAUCUCAAGCGCGCGUAUCUGUACAUGAAGUACGCAACGAAUGCGAGAGCCAACAGACCAGGGCCUUUCAUGGGCCUGGCGAAUCGAAGGAGGAUCAUUGCUGCGUGCAAACCACUUGCAGAGCUUUAUCAAGAUAUUCUCGAGCAGGACAGCGACUAA
Molecule: messenger RNA, 1230 nt
Organism: Periconia digitata
Lineage: Eukaryota; Fungi; Ascomycota; Dothideomycetes; Pleosporales; Periconiaceae
Source: the annotation of a GenBank genome assembly